Messenger RNA from Desarmillaria tabescens, 1519 nucleotides. RefSeq lists its product as uncharacterized. Lineage: Eukaryota; Fungi; Basidiomycota; Agaricomycetes; Agaricales; Physalacriaceae. The transcript is spliced from 2 exons. The record is from RefSeq and is a predicted model, not a curated record. Bases 1 to 1350 code for a protein of 449 amino acids. Gene Ontology annotation, molecular function: protein binding.
AUGCCCAAGAUUGUCCAUUCCCAGCUGCCUAACGAGACCUGGGACACGAUUAUUGAUUUUCUACAUUCGGAUUAUCCUUCCCUCGUGGUCUGCAGCCUUGUUUGCAGGUCAUGGCUCCCCACGAGUCGAUACCAUCUAUUCAAAAGAAUAGUGCUUCGGUCUCAACAUAACCAGCAAAAAUUCUUGAGGUCGACCACUGGCAUGACAUUGCAGAAUUGCACAUUCGGGGGAUACACCCACCGCCUCGAGCUGUACGGGAACUGCGCCAAAAGCCCCUGGGUCCCAGACAGAACCACGCUGUUCCCUUGGGAUUUAUGUGAGCCCAUCAUCUCACGCCUCCCACUCUUCUCCGCAGUCACUUCCCUCCAUCUGAGCGGCAUCAAUUGGGACCAGAUGCGCGACGUUGUCGUUCCUUCUGUGAUGUCCAUAUUCUGGAACAUCACAGAACUGGACCUGACUGACAUGCUCUGGGAGGACCCCGUUUGUCUCAUUCAGUUUCUGGUGGCGUUUCCCAUGUUAGAACAGCUUCGCAUAUGCGCGGGUGGAUUGAUAACAGAUGAACCUCCCGAGAGGGUGGCUUGCUAUAGGCUAGGAACCCGUCUUCGUCGUUUGGUUCUUAGAGCUAUUCUGAUUGAAAGUCGCGUGGCAAAUUUCGGCUAUCUUUUCAAGUGGCUGUCGAGGCAGCGUCCUCCACUUGACUAUCUCGAAAUUGACAUGUCCUUUCACUCGCCCAUGGUGCACCCUGGCGGUCUAGCUGAUUGCACAGGGUUCAUCCGCAACCUUCGUGAUGUCCGGCAUUUUGUAGUGGCACCACCACAAAUGGAUAGGUCGAUCACCCUAUCACAGCCAAUCUUGGAUCUGUCACAUUGGACUAAAUUGCGCGUAUUGCAUUAUCGACAGUACCCCUCAGAUGUGCUUUAUCCAUGGCAACAUCAUUUGCAAGAGUCUAUAUCCAAGAUACCGCAGCUACAGGAGUUGAGGAUACAACUGUCAUUUGGAUUGUACGACUCGACGUCUCUCGUUAGUGUCUUCCGCUGGGAAGACCUGGAUAAUGUCUUAUCAGUUCUGCCGAAUUUAAUUAUGGUACAAUUCGCUUUGAAAGGGAUAGAGUCGGAAACUGCAGACCUGAAAGGUGAAAAGCGGCUCCUCAGUUAUAAACUCCCUCGAUGCACUGCUCGAGGUCUCUUGUCCGUAACAGAGGUAGUUGAUGAUUAUGGUACGUGGUCCCUCCCUGACCAACGAACUAUUGUGCUUAAGGUUGCUGGCCUCAGUUUGAAGUACCGGGUAUUUAUCGUUGUUGAAUACGUUGGAUUUAUUCCAUUGCAUCGGCCGAAGCCCCUUCGUUUAUAGAUAGCAUAGUAAAUCGACGGAUAAUUAUAAUAUGAAAUGUACGAACAACCAAAUCUCUAUACAGGGUUGUCGUCCAAUGGCACAUCGGCUGUUUGUGUUCUCUGGGAAACCGGAUGUGCGAAUUCAAGCGUAUCAUUCCACGUCGGAGUGGCGUUCUGCCCGAGAACAC